This is a messenger RNA of Racocetra persica, 483 nucleotides long. Lineage: Eukaryota; Fungi; Glomeromycota; Glomeromycetes; Diversisporales; Gigasporaceae. The record is from the annotation of a GenBank genome assembly.
ACUUGGAUGAUGAUGUUGAAAUUCGUAGACUUUGGACAGAAAGCAUUUAUGAUCAUCAACAAAAAUUUGUAAAGACUGAAGAAUUUUAUGAUUUUAUUAUUAUUGGAACUGGAACUGCUGGAUGCGUUUUAGCAAGAGAAUUGAUUUACAAUAUCCCUAACAUUAAUAUUUUGGUAUUAGAAGCUGGUCCACCAAAUACUCAUGUCAAUGAUAUAAUGCGUUCACCAUGUGCCUUUUUUACGGCUGCUCGAACAGGUGAAACAGAUUGGGGUUAUUUCACUGAAGAUCAAGUAAUGCCUGGUACUGUUGAUCCUACUGAAGAAGUAUUAAAGAAAGGUUUUCCUUAUCCACGUGGCAAGGUCAUUGGAGGAUGUAGUUGUGUGAAUGCAAUGGCUUAUAUGCGAGGUCAUAAAGCUGAUUAUGAAAGUUGGGCUGCUCAAGGUUCUGAAUACAUUAUUUGGAACUAUGAUCACUGCCUUGAAG